AUGGUGAGGAAGAAGAAUCCCCCUAUCCGGAGUGUGGGAGGUGAGGAGGAGGAGGAAGAGGAGGGGAGGAGGCCAGCAGGAGAGGAGGAGGAGGAGGGAGAGGAGGAGGGGAGAUUAGGAGCAGAGGCCGAACGAAUAAACCGACCCUCUGAGCCAGAAUCCUCCGACCGGAUCAGAGGAGAUGAGGAGCAGGAAGAGGACGAGGCAGAAAGCGAGUGUGUAUCCUCAUCUGUCUCUCCCUCAUCCGUUGGCGACCGCUACAGCAACGAGGAGAGAGGGGGGAGGAGAGGAGGAGGAGGGAGGGCCAAAAAAGGAGGAACGGCUUUGACUGACAGACCUGAGAGCCAGUCGGAGCCUGAGGAUGGAGAGAAGGGGGUAGAGGAAGGAGAGAGGAGCGAAAGAGACCGAGGGGAGGCAGAUCAUCUCACCGCUCCUGCUCCCCACCUCCUCCCCAGACAGGCAGGAGGGGAGGAGUCGCCAACUGACACCCCUCCGCUCUCCUCCAGCCCCUCUCCUAAACUGCAGGACUUCAAGUGCAACGUGUGCGGUUACGGUUACUAUGGCAAUGACCCCGCUGACCUGGUGAAGCACUAUAGGAAGUAUCACCUGGGCCUGCACAACCGCACACGGCAGGAUGCUGCCCUCGACACACACAUCCUGGCCCUCCACAACAUGGCUCCCCAACACACACCUCUAGAUCAUGAAAUAAGCAUCACUGAUCAAGCCUUGGACCACACACUGACGUUUUACCAGGAUAUACAGGCAGGACAAGGACAGAGGAACCAAGCCAAAGAGUUGGGGAAGACGAGACCAGAUGUACACAGUCAACAGCACAGGACAGUUAUGAUGAAUGGCACAUAUGAUGUACAGUGGUUGCCUGGUGCUCUGUCUGUGCAUGUCUGUCUUGACCCUGCUGCUACAGAGCCUCUGGGUGCCGCUUGA
Messenger RNA from Morone saxatilis (striped sea-bass), 942 nucleotides. Its product is annotated as zinc finger transcription factor Trps1-like. The record is from RefSeq and is a predicted model, not a curated record. The transcript has 4 exons. NCBI's taxonomy places the organism in Eukaryota, Metazoa, Chordata, Actinopteri, Moronidae. Gene Ontology annotation, molecular function: RNA polymerase II transcription regulatory region sequence-specific DNA binding; DNA-binding transcription factor activity. Gene Ontology annotation, cellular component: nucleus. Gene Ontology annotation, biological process: regulation of transcription by RNA polymerase II. The coding region runs from base 1 to 942 and encodes 313 amino acids.